AUGAAGCUGCUAACCAGAGCCGGGACCCUCUCGCGAUUUUAUUCCCUCAAAGUUGCUCCCAGAGUCAAAGCCGCAGCUGGCCCUGGAGGAGCCCUUCCACCACCUCAGGACCUCGAGUUUACCAAACUACCAAAUGGUUUAGUGAUUGCCUCCCUGGAAAACUAUGCCCCCGCCUCGAGAAUUGGCUUGUUUAUUAAAGCUGGCAGUAGGAAUGAGGACUCCAACAGUUUGGGAACCUCUCAUCUGCUGCGUCUUGCAUCCAGUUUGACAACAAAAGGAACAUCAUCUUUCAAGAUAACUCGUGGAAUUGAAGCAGUUGGUGGUAGCUUAAGUGUCACUGCAACAAGAGAACACAUGGCUUACACUGUGGAAUGCCUGCGGGAUGAUGUUGAUAUUCUAAUGGAGUUCCUGCUCAAUAUCACCACAGCACCAGAAUUUCGUCACUGGGAAGUAGCUGCUCUUCAGUCUCAGUUAAAGAUUGACAAAGCUGUGGCUUUCCAGAAUCCACAGACUCAUGUCAUUGAGAAUUUACAUGCAGCAGCUUACCGGAAUGCCUUGGCUAAUUCUUUAUAUUGUCCUGACUAUAGGAUUGGAAAGGUGACAUCAGAGGAGUUACAUUUCUUUGUACAGAACCACUUUACAAGUGCAAGAAUGGCGUUGAUUGGACUUGGUGUGAGUCACCCUAUGCUAAAGCAAGUUGCUGAACAGUUUCUCAACAUGAGAGGGGGUCUAGGUUUAGCUGGUGCAAAGACCGUGUAUCGUGGAGGUGAAAUUCGAGAGCAGAACGGAGACAGCCUGGUCCAUGCUGCUCUCGUGGCAGAAAGCGCUGCCAUAGGAAGUCCGGAAGCGAGUGCGUUCAGUGUGCUUCAGCACGUUCUCGGCGCAGGACCCCACGUCAAGAGAGGCAGCAACGCCACCAGCUCCCUCUACCAGGCUGUUGCAAAGGGAAUUAACCAGCCAUUUGAUGUCUCCGCUUUUAAUGCCGGCUACUCAGAUUCUGGGCUCUUUGGGAUCUACACGAUUUCACAGGCUGAAGCUGCUGGAGAUGUCAUCAAGACCGCCUAUGACCAAGUAAAAGCCAUUGCUCAGGGAAGCCUUUCGGAUACAGUCGUCCAAGCUGCCAAGAACAAGCUGAAAGCUGGAUACCUAAUGUCGGUGGAAUCUUCCGAGGGUUUUCUGAAUGAAGUUGGAUUCCAGGCUCUAGUUGCUGGUUCUUACAUGCCACCAACCACAGUCCUUCAGCAGAUUGACUCAGUGACUGCUAGUGACAUCAAAAACGCUGCAACGAAGUUUGUUUCUGGCAAAAAAUCAAUGGCAGCAAGUGGAAAUUUGGGGCAUACACCUUUUGUUGAUGAAUUAAAAUAG
Elephantulus edwardii (Cape elephant shrew) is the source of this 1365-nucleotide messenger RNA. Its product is annotated as cytochrome b-c1 complex subunit 2, mitochondrial-like. The transcript has 14 exons. NCBI's taxonomy places the organism in Eukaryota, Metazoa, Chordata, Mammalia, Macroscelidea, Macroscelididae. Bases 1 to 1365 code for a protein of 454 amino acids. Gene Ontology annotation, biological process: proteolysis. Gene Ontology annotation, cellular component: mitochondrion. The record is from RefSeq and is a predicted model, not a curated record. Gene Ontology annotation, molecular function: metal ion binding; metalloendopeptidase activity.